Molecule: messenger RNA, 1814 nt
Organism: Andrographis paniculata
Lineage: Eukaryota; Viridiplantae; Streptophyta; Magnoliopsida; Lamiales; Acanthaceae
Product: protein CLT2, chloroplastic-like
Exons: 11
Coding region: 128-1435 (435 amino acids)
Source: RefSeq, a predicted model, not a curated record
AGAUUUUACACGUUACACGUGUUAAAUAGAUCACACGUGUUAAAUAGAUCACACGUGGCAGACUUAAUGGUCAAAAUCUGUGUAGGUAGUUGCAGGCAGGCAGAGCUUUUUUUCUUCGUCUACUUCCAUGGAGGUUCUCCGAUCACCUGCUUCUCCUUCCUCCGCCGAGAGACCAUCGGAGACGCUGAUUGUUUUCCGAGUUCCGUCCAGUUUCGGUGCCAAGUUGCGGAAGCCUCACAAGCGUCCAAUUUUGAAGCAGCUGAAGAUUGCUUACCCUGUAAACGCUGGUCAUUGUAACAGGCGAAAUCUCCAGCAUUAUUUGUCUCCGUUCGCGACGAAUGCCGAAGCGUCUCCUCCGCCGACUCCGCCGCCUUCGAGCUCCAACGCCAAUGACCGGAAGCUCGCCAUCGUGGCGUGCUCCGUUGUUACCGUGGGGCUAGCGAUUGCGAACCGUGUGCUCUACAAGCUAGCUCUUGUUCCGAUGAAGGAAUUCCCCUUUUUCCUGGCGCAGCUCACCACGUUCGGGUAUGUGGGAAUAUAUUUUUCCAUCCUUUACAUGAGAUACAAAGCUAACAUAGCUACUGAUGAGAUGCUUGCUUAUCCAAAACUACCUUUCAUGAUAAUUGGUUUGUUAGAAGCUCUUGGAGUUGUUUCUGGAAUGUAUUCCGGAGCUAUGCUUCCUGGACCAGCUAUUCCUAUACUAAAUCAGACAUUCUUGGUGUGGCAGCUGACAUUUUCUAUGCUUUUCCUGGGGAGAAACUACUCAUUGAAUAAACUUGCUGGAUGCUUUCUUGUUGCUGCUGGUGUUGUGUUAGCUGUUACAAGUGGAUCUGAAAAUGAUCACAUGCUCUCUGGAGUCGGCUUCUUUUGGCCAGCAGUGAUGAUAGCUUCAAGUGCAUUUCAAGCAACUGCUUCUGUUCUCAAGGAAUCUGUUUUCCUCGAUGCUGCCACACGACUCAAGGGAAAGCUCCUAGACAUCUUCGUUGUCAAUUCCUUUGGCUCCGGGUUUCAGGCACUCUUUGUUCUCCUAUUUCUGCCUUUUCUGUCAAGCCUCAAGGGCAUACCAUUUUCUGAACUACCAUCGUAUUUGACAAGCGGUGCUGCUUGCUUCUUCAACGUCGGAACCACCACGACAGGCUGCGACGGGGCCCCAUGGCUGCCCAUGCUUUACAUAGCAACCAACAUUGCUUUCAACAUCUCGGUGCUCAAUCUACUGAGAUUUUCGUCGGCUAUAGUUUCUUCCCUUGCCGUGAUGUCCUCAGUGCCCAUCUCAAUCUACAUUCUUUCGCUUCCGUUGCCGUACCUCCCUGAAGGCGUGAGCCUUAGCUGGUUCUUUGUAUUGGGCAGCGCCGUCCUCAUGGCGGGGCUCCUUAUAUACAACCUGUCGUGGCCACUCAAGCCGGAGACGCACUCGUCGGACUCUGACGCCUCGUGACUCCGGCCGAUGGCUCGCUGCGGGCUAUAAAGUAGCUGGAAACUAGGCCCUACAGACAAAUCACAUGUGUGGCAAGUGACAUGAGGCGUCGAGGGGGACUUCACGGUCACACAUCCAACCCUCAUACUACCAGGUCAUCCCUUAUGGGAUAAAAAUUAUGAUCCAGAUGCAUAAAGUUUUAAGUUGUUUGACAACAAUGCAAGAACAAUUUGGGUACAUUGAAAAACUUCAGUAUCCAAAUUUCUAAUAGAAGUUUUUUACUAGUACUCAAAUAGUCAUAUUGUUUAUCUUAACAGCUUAACAGCCAAACAGUCGGUUGAAAUUCAAUGUACAUGUCAAAGUUUGAAACUACCGGUAUAUUACGUAGACAUUUUGAAUA